This is a messenger RNA of Leguminivora glycinivorella, 528 nucleotides long. Its product is annotated as histidine-rich glycoprotein-like. The transcript is spliced from 2 exons. NCBI's taxonomy places the organism in Eukaryota, Metazoa, Arthropoda, Insecta, Lepidoptera, Tortricidae. The record is from RefSeq and is a predicted model, not a curated record. Gene Ontology annotation, cellular component: extracellular matrix. The coding region runs from base 1 to 528 and encodes 175 amino acids.
AUGGCGUUCUCCCAUGCUCUCAAGGCGAAUAUAUUGGUGGUAGCCGCUACCUUGGCUGUAGCUCUAGCUCGACCUCAAGAAGGGCUCGGCCACAAAUAUGAACACGGGCAUGCGUACUCGUCUCAAAGUAUUGUUCUUCAUCAGAGCCACGGUCAUGAGCUUGGGCAUGAACAAUUAGGUCAUGUUCAGCUUGGUCAUGUGCAACUCGGUCAUGUGCAGCACGAGCCCGUGCACGUAGUGUCAUAUCAGCCGAUCCAAACUGAAUCUCACCACUCUCACCACCACGCCGUCUCCUCACAAAACAUCCAGCGUCACGACGUGCCCGGCAAGGCGCCCGAGGGCCACCACGACUACUACGCGCACCCUAAGUACGAGUUCGAGUACAAGGUGGAGGACCCGCACACCGGCGACAAGAAGGCGCAGCACGAGGCCCGCGACGGCGACGUCGUCAAGGGCUACUACAGCCUGCAUGAGCCCGACGGCACUGUCAGGAUCGUGCACUACACGGCUGACCACAAAACUGGGUAA